AUGACGUUCGUUCCGUUGGCCUUCUUCGCGCUGAGCACCAUCGCGAGUGUGACAUACAAGCUACUCAACAGCCACAAGCUGGACCCGGCUAAACGACGAGCGAUUAUCACGGCACACGCUUUCGUCAUCGAGGCAAUACAGAUCGCGCUGCUGGUCACCUGGGUCGUUAUUACGGUGUUCAUCAUUGUGGGCGCAUCUCCACAGCUUCGGCUCAUUGCAGCAUCUGCGACCAUGUCACCAAGCCUGGCAAUAUUCACGACCACAACGACAUACGCUUUGGUGAUUUGGGCCACCGAUAACAUGGACAACCUGAUCCAAUUGCAUACAUGGCAUCAUCCGAUACAAUCGCAAACUUUGAUCCUCAGCAGAAGCAUCUUACUACCACGGACUGUGCUGCGUAAAGCGAAUGGACCACGAAAGACAACUAUCGUGCGCAGAAGGCGAGCCAUGAGUGCACCAGCUACGCCGACCGUCGCACACAUCGUGUCACGGCAUCCACCUCGACGGACAUCCACCAUAGAACCUGGCUCCGUUGCAAAGCUAGUGUCUACGUUUGAGGAGGUCCUCAGCUGCACAGUUGCACUAUCCCGUCUCGAAGAGUGGACUCCGAGUGCAAUCUAUGAGUUGGAGGGCUGUUCUGUGGGAGGCGAUACUGAUGAGGCAACAAUCACACCAGAGUCGACGUUGGAAAGCGCCACGACAGUCCUCAAAGAUGAAUCGAAGUACGGAGAGGCCUUGCACAACUCUCCUAGCGUCAAGCAUAAGAUCGAACUCGCUCCGCACAAGAAGGCAGCACGACCCACAGAGGCGAGAGUCGAGGCGAGGAGACUGAAAGCUCAAUGUUCAUCAAGAUGA
Messenger RNA from Fulvia fulva, 855 nucleotides. RefSeq lists its product as uncharacterized. The record is from RefSeq and is a predicted model, not a curated record. Bases 1 to 855 code for a protein of 284 amino acids. Lineage: Eukaryota; Fungi; Ascomycota; Dothideomycetes; Mycosphaerellales; Mycosphaerellaceae. The transcript has a single exon.